Ilex paraguariensis (yerba mate) is the source of this 812-nucleotide messenger RNA. The record is from the annotation of a GenBank genome assembly. NCBI's taxonomy places the organism in Eukaryota, Viridiplantae, Streptophyta, Magnoliopsida, Aquifoliales, Aquifoliaceae.
AUGGAGAUUUUCUUUGAACUCCUCUUCACUGUGGGUCUCUCUGUUCUUGUUUCUUUCAUUCUUGCCGAGCUUCUUUCAAUGAUGUCGUCCAGUGGCGUCGCUGCAGACGACGUUAUGUUGGGAUCACGUAUGGACGUGGUCGAGAAAAGGGUUUUUCAUCCACAAAAGCAGGACCAAAAUUUGGUAGUUUGUGAUUUUGAGAGUGAGAAAAACAUUGGGCUUUUUGGAGGAGUGGGAAAAUUCAAUGACCGUGAAGAUAGCGAAUUUCAAGCAAUAUGCGAUAAUGAAGAGGUUUCUAGGGAAGUUGGAGUUCUUGGGUUUGAAAAGAAGUCCACGGAAGUAAAAGAUGGUGAAAUUGAUACAAGAGAAGUGAAGAAAGAUAAAGUAAGCGUCGGUGGGGAUGACGUAGAACAGAAGGUAGUUGAUGGAAGUUCUAUGACAGCGACGUUUCGUGAAAUUGAGGUAGAAACGGGAAGUCUGGUUGAACAAAGUCCGGAGAGAUUGGAUUUUCGUGAAAUUGAGGUUGGAUUGAUAAAGGGUGUUAGGGAGAAUGAGAAUGAUGGUGUAAAAAGUAGUGAUGUUGAUGGUUAUGAUGGAUCGUUUGAUGAUUGGGAGGGGAUAGAGAGAACUGAGUUGGAGAAGCGUUUUGGUGCUGCGGUGGUGUUUGUGGGUUCCAAGAGCAGUGCUGCUCUUGUUUCUGGUCUUGACAGCGAUGUGAGGUUGCUGUUGUAUGGGCUUCAAAAGGUUGCACUUGACGGGCCUUGUCUUAAGCCGCAGCCUAUGGCAUUGAAGGUUUCUGCUCGUGCGAAGUG